This is a messenger RNA of Cherax quadricarinatus, 723 nucleotides long. NCBI's taxonomy places the organism in Eukaryota, Metazoa, Arthropoda, Malacostraca, Decapoda, Parastacidae. The record is from RefSeq and is a predicted model, not a curated record.
AUGGCAGACACUUGCAUUCAGCGUCUCUCAAGGCAUGCAGCAGCACAACAGUCACUAAAUCCUAUGAACCAGCUGCAGCAGCAGCAGCAGCAGCAGCAGCAGCAGCAGCACAACAGCAGCAGCAGCAGCAGCAGCCACAGCAGCACAGCAGGCAACAGCAGCAGCAGCACAGCAGCCACAGCAGCAGCGCAGCAGCAGCAGCAGCAGCAGCAGCAGCAGCAGCAGCAGCAGCAGCAACAGCAGCAGCAGCAACAGCAGCACAGCAGCAGCAGCAGCCAGCAGAAGCAGCAGCAGCAGCAGCAGCAGCACAGCAGCACAGCAGCAGCAGCAGCAGCAGCAAGCAGCAGCAGCAGCAGCAGCAGCAGCAACGCAGCAGCAGCAAGCAGCAGCAGCAGCAGCAGCAGCAGCAGCAGCAGCAUGCAGCAGCAGCAGCACAAGCAGCAGCAGCAGCAGACAGCAGCAACAGCACAGCAGCCACGCACAGCAGCAGCAGCAAGCAGCAGCAGCAGCAGCAGCAGCACACAGCAGCAGCAACAGCAGCAGCAGCAGCAGCAGCAGCAGCAGCGCAGCAGCAGCAGCAGCACAGCAGCAGCAGCAGCAGCAGCAGCAGCAGCACAGCAGCAGCAGCAGCAGCAGCAGCACAUGCAGCAGCAGCAGCAGCAGCAGCAGCAGCAGCAGCAACAAGCAGCACAGCAGCAGCAGCAGCAGCAGCAGCUGCAGCAG